AUGGGGCAUGCAGCCAGCACCUGUUGUGCUAAAGAUGAGACGCCAGAUGCUGUCGAAGACAUUCACGCUGGUUCCAACAGGCCUUCCGGUGCCACGACCCAGCCUGCUGUACUUUCCGAUGCGGCCAUCACUUGGCAAAGCAUCGAUCUUACACACAGUGGCAGCUCCCUUAGCUUGCUGCGGGGCAUAUUUCUUUGCAAGACGUUGCGGGGCGGAGGAAGCGUUUGGCGGCGUAAGCCUGCAAAUUUGACGGAUGAGCAGCUAUCUGUCAAUUUUGCGCUUUCCGAGCCAGUUCGAAGCCUUGACGUUUUCUUGUCCCAUACUUGGCUGACACCAGGAAGGUGGAAGUUCUUGUCGCUUCUUGUCCGCUAUGGCUGGCCCACCAUGUUGGUUGCGUGGGCAUCUGGUACAGCACUGUCUUGCCUCUUUACUUUGCUCGGUGUGCUGCCACUGUUCUACGAAUGGGAAUUCCGGGGUAUGGACUUUCCUGAGGUCAUGUCCAUGGGCUUCUGGGCUACCCUGGCAGGCGUAGCUUCCUCCGCUGGAGGGUUGCUGCUGUCCCCCUACAUGUGCGGCAAGGACCGCAGAUGUUUCCUGGAUUGCACCUGCAUCGAUCAGACCGACGAGGCCCGGAUGCAAGAAGGAAUCCGCAACAUCGGAGGCUUCCUCCAAUCAGCUGAGGAGCUACAUGUCUUGUGGAGUGCCCCGUACCUGACGAGGUUGUGGUGCGUGUUCGAGCUUGCAGCAUACCACAAACUCAACCCUUCCGGAAAAAUUACAAUUGCGCCCGUCUUCGUGGAAGCCAUCGUGUGCUUGCUCUUCAUGUACCUGCAUGUGGCGUCCUGGCUCUUUGUGGCUCUGAGGAUCAGUUCAACUGGUGGCACAUUGUGGAUAUGGAUUCUCUUAGCUUGCAUGGCUGGAUCCUUCUUCCCGCUAAUGCACGCAUGCCGACACAUCUGCAGCUAUAAGCGAGUUAUGUUGGCCAACUUGGGCAACUUUGACUUUGAGAAUUUGGCGUGCGCGCAUGAGUGCGACAGGGCCAUCAUCCGGGAAGCUAUAGUGCGCUGGUAUGGCAGCGUGGAUGCUUUUUCGGAAUUUGUCCGAGGCCCGUUCUGCAAGGUAGUACAUGACUCCGUCAAGACUCCAGGAGGUAUGCCUUUGGGAUAUGUGUUGAUGCUGGCGACCCCUGGCUUGAACACUGCUUUGGACUUCUGCCUCUCUUUGUUGCGUACGAAUGCUCCCGUCGAAGCUGUUUGGACCUACUCUGCAGUCAUCUUAGCAUUGGCUGUCUUGGUCUACCCUGCCGUCUUUGGUUGUGGUCUCUAUGCCUGCGACCGAUGGGCCAGAGAUUGGUGGGCAGUUCUGAAGAACUAA
Symbiodinium pilosum is the source of this 1374-nucleotide messenger RNA. NCBI's taxonomy places the organism in Eukaryota, Dinophyceae, Suessiales, Symbiodiniaceae. The record is from the annotation of a GenBank genome assembly.